Molecule: messenger RNA, 1938 nt
Organism: Penicillium brasilianum
Lineage: Eukaryota; Fungi; Ascomycota; Eurotiomycetes; Eurotiales; Aspergillaceae
Source: the annotation of a GenBank genome assembly
AUGACCAAGGGUUGCUAUACUUGUCGACGCCGUCGCAUUAUCUGCGACAAUGGCCAACCGACUUGCCGAAAGUGUCGCGACGCUGGGAAAGAAUGCCUGGGCUAUCAGAAGCCGCUGGUUUGGGUGAAAGGUGGCGUGGCUAGUCGAGGCAAGAUGAUGGGUCGCAGCUUUGACGAUGUCAAAAAACCAGACGGUGGUUCGAAAGCACAGAGCUCUACCAGAGCUAAGACGACUGCGGCGACAAAUACUUCUGGCUUUGGGUUCUUCUCGAUCGCCGAAUCUUCCUCUGCUGCGAGCUCGCCGAGCUCUGGCACACACGAAAGCCCAGAAUCCGAUACCUAUGUACAAGAGAGCAUGGGACAUGCAGGCUUGGAAAAUGCCGACGAGGGGAUAAUUUAUAGGUCGGGCUUCACAGAAGAACCGGACAACAGGGUGGUACAUGUUCCUCGAGCCGGAUCCACGGACUACAUUUCAGCCCCGUGGGGUCUAGUAGAUCCGCUGUUCAAAGACAUGAGUCAAAUGUCUCGAUUUUAUCUUUUUCACUACAAUCAACAUAUGGCCAACGACUUUGUUGUAUAUUCCCAGUCCAAGAACCCAUGGCGGGACAUCAUUUCCCUAGUUGGCGACUCGCCGCUUCUCGCACACGGUUUAUGUGCCAUGGGUGCUCUGCACUAUUCGUUAAUGUCCGACUCGGACUCAUCACAAAUGCCUUGGUCUUCGAAUAACCUCUUGGCCAGCAGCUCGCCUUUGUCCCCUGAAGACAUUGAAACCAUCGUCUCUCCAGCCGGUAAUCGGCGGCCAUCUUCAAGGGCAUUCCAACACUUCCUUGAAUUCAAGCAACGCACACUCCAUCAGCUGUCAAAUGACCUCUCAAAUCCCGUCAUGCAAAAAGACGACAGAACAUUAGCAGCUAUUGUCGUGCUUGCGCUUGUGGAUAUAUUCGAAUCUGGAAGUGGAGCAUGGAGUUAUCAUAUUGAAGGCGCGAAGAAGCUCCUUAGGGACCGGCCAGAGAACAAUCUCGGCCGAGGUAUCCUCGACGGUCUUGAAUCCUUUGCUAUUGAUGGGUGCUUAAUUAUGGAAAUCAUGGGCUCAACUCUCGCCCGCCCAGGCUCCCUCUCCAAACCAUUUUACUCCACCGCCAUGGGUCCAGCCAUGCUCAAGCGUCUCGAAGAAACCUCUUGGGUCGGUUGUCCUGCCUUCCUUCUAGAGGUAAUCUUCUUCAUCCACACGUUGUGGUAUCCCGACUCAGCUAUCACCACCGCCACCCCUCAACCAUCUGCCCUCCCCGCCUCAAUGCAACAAGGCCAACCCCUCUCUCUGGACUCAUACCUCGCCCUCCUCCAGGGAAUCCGCGACUUUGACUCUGUAGCCUGGGCCCACCACAUGCAGGCCUCCCACUUCCUCUCCGACCUUUCCACUCGCAUCGCCCUCGCAAGAUCCUACCAAGCAGCCGUCUACCUAUACACCAGCCGCGUACUAUCCCACGCCCGCGAGGGCUACACCCCUCCCUGGGCCGACGUCAGCCUUCCCGCCGACCACUCCGCCAUGGCGAGCGACCUCCUGAAUCAAAUAUGCUCCGUACCCUACUCAGACCCACACUUCAAAUGCCUGAUAUGGCCCACAUUCAUCGCCGGCGCCGAAUGCCGCCGUACCUCGCAGCGUCCUCUCAUCCUGGAAAAGCUCGGUGCUCUUUACCAAGCCGUAACGAGCAUUAAUGUCCAAAACGCAGCGUGGGUUCUACGAUUGAUGUGGCAGAAACAUGAUCAGAAACGGCGUGAAAAUUGCUUGAACACACUCUCUGGUCUUGGGCUUGAGAAUUUGGACGGUGGUGGAACGAUUAAUGGCAAUAUCGGCGGUGAUGAUGACGAAGAUUAUGAUGAUACCUUCGACUGGGUUGAUGAGUUGGAUGAGUCACGGCUAGACUGGCUGUUUAUCUGA